GCAGUCUGCGCCUCGGCUACCGUGGUGUUCUAUUUGCUGGCUGCACGGGAAAUUAAAAGUAGCAGCCAGGUAGUAGAGCCCUUCGUGUUCCGCAUAUCCUCGUUCUGCUAUAAUGUUGCGUUCGUCCCUGCAGACCAAGGUCUAAUCUGACCAUCUUCCUCUCGUCUUUGCUUUUCCCCUUCUAUACCUGCUACGAUUAUUAGUAAAUAUACAACCGAGAGAACCUUCCUCCCCCUUUCUCCGACACCCUCACCCAGAUAUCCCGCACCUACGACCCGACACCAACUCGAAGUGGUUGCCGGGACCCCUUACAGCAAACAACCCCAAGGUUCCUCCUCAUCUCUUCGCACUUGCGCCGUGCUGCCACCCUCCAAGCUGCCAACUGCGGCCUGCCACCUCACCCACACGCCAUUCUACCGACUACCGCUGCAAGAUCCGGUAGUGCUCGCAGGCUAGUCCGGAUCCUGCCAGCUUUUUCCUCAGAGUGUCCUACCCCAACGUGCCUGCAUGCCAGCAUCCCCCAACGGGCCAUCUUGCAAGCCCUCACAUCCAUCCUGACGGUCCAACUAUCAGGUCCGGUCUGGGCCCCCAGGCCUCCCGGCCAUCGCCACCAAGCGCUGCCGAUCUGAUUGCGACCCCCCCCCCCCCGACCGGAUAUCACAUCCGCGCCUUGUAUUCCUGGUAUUUCGAACCAGGGGGCUGGGAUCACUGACGAGUUUCACCGCUAAUUCCGUCCCUUUCCCCAAGCCAACGUCACCCUCCCUAAGCUUUACCCCAUAUCUUGCGCCCCCCACUGAUUCACGCCUUUCUCCAUCCGUGUUUUCCCCGGCAAGGAAUAUUGGCGCUUCUGCACACACACACAUCGACAUCAACGAAAUUCCAUACUCCACUACUACUUGCGCUCGACGAGGACUUCUUCUUCGCGGCACUGGAAAGGUUAUUAGCCACCAGAUUCUUUUCGUUAGCCAGUGGUCCCCCACCUCGACGCCAUGUGGGCAUAUGACGACGGUCGAGGCCGUCGAACGAGGGAUAUACCCAGUUCGCGACCUGCAAAUUACUACGACGACGCCUAUGAACGUGCACCACCGCGCUCUUCACGCCACGCAUACCCAGAGCCCCAGCCAAAACACUCCUCGAACGAUCGCCACCGCCGCAAGUCUGCCAUGGUGGACCCUGAAGGACCAAGGCCCCGCCGCAACACACACGGCGGAGUGAACGUCGUUGCAUCGGACGACGGAUCGGGAUACCCCUACGGAGGAGAUGGCGCGCGGGAUGUCUACGGGUCGUCAUAUCCAGGGAAGAAAUCUCGACACGAUGUGGAACACAAGACAGGCGACAGGGAUCGGCGCUUCCGAGAGAAGAGGGGCACGUGGGAGACGGACGAGGCGGAGAACCUGAGGAGGGCAAAGAGCUACAGCCCGCGGAGGGCAGCAAGAGAGGCCGAGGCCCCGCGGCGCGUGUCGCCCCAGGCCCCCAAGACGACCUGGCCUGAGGACGACUACGCGGCACAAGCUGGUGCCGGCUCCCACCACCGGUCGUCCAAGAAGCACGGCAGCAAGGCACCGCAGUACUACGAGGACGACCCCUACGCCAGCUACUACGCGAGCCAGGCACCGCCGCGCAGCAAGAAGCCCGACCGCGAGGCCCCUUCGGCGUACGACUACGGGGCGCCGAGCGCAGACGACAUGCCCCGUCCCCCGAUGGGCGAGCACGCACCGUACAAAUCCUCGCCCCUGAGCUCGUACCCCGAGGCAGGCGAGAAACAGCCCAGCAAGCACCACCGCAAGCAGCGGGACAAGGACUACUACGGGACCGGGUACGACGACUACACGGCGGCGCCGCCCAAGGCAGGCACCAGCUACGACCGCGCGGGCUACGGCGCCGCAGCAGCAGCAGCAGAAGAAGAAGCACCGCCCCGCCGCUCCCGGCACGGCAAGCACCACGACGACAGGGCCGCCCCCGCCGGCAUGGACGACUACGGCCAGCCGGCGCAGCCCCAAGCCCGAGGCCGCCAUCGCAAUGGCGACUACGGCGACGCAGACCCCUACUCCAGCGGUUACGACCGCGCACCCCCUUCCUCGCGGCCCCGCCACCGCCAGUCGAUGCCGCCGCAGCCGCGCGCGGCGUACCCCGGCGCCGCCGACGAUCCCUACGACGCCGACCCCUACGGGCAGGCGGCGCCGCGCAGGCGGGCCACGUCGGUGAACUACGGGCGGCAGGGGCAGCGGGACCGGUACGGGUACGGAGGGGGAGGAGGAGGAGGGGGAGGAGGGGACCCGUAUUACGACGAUGGGUACGGGGGCAGGGGCGGCGGGAGUCCGUCUGGGAGCGGGGGCAGCGGGGGCGCUGCAGCGGUUGGUGCUGGUGGCAAGAAGGGCAACAAGAAGAGCAAGGCUUAUGCGCAGCAGGCGGGCAAGCUGUUCAUGACGCAUGCCGUGCCGGUCAUCAAGAAGGAGGCUGUGCCUUUCUUGACUAAGGCUGCGCAGGCUUAUUUCGAGCAGCAGAAGAGGUGAUGGUGAUGGUGAUGGUGAUGGAUUCUGUGAAUGAGUGAAUGACCGUGAAGUUGACGGAAUGAGGUUUAUGGUGUCAUGGGAUGGUCUAGAAUGCUGAAGACUAGAGGUGUGUUAUGGACAUGAUUUAUGUACAGGGUUGGGCUACAGAUAUGGUGGAGUUACUUUACAGGCGGAAGAGGUCGCCACCUCUUUUGAGCCAUAUCUAGGCUCGACAUGAACUGGCAGGAUGGUUUUAUGGGUAUUUAUGAGGUGAAUUGGAAUGGCGGAGUGUCUAUGGGCGUGAUGGAACUGUGGAAUCGGACAUCAUUGACGAGAUCUACGUGUUAUGGAUGUCAACCUUACUCACUCGAGUGUCAGGGCAAUACCUGGGUUCUUGUAGAAUAGCAAAUUACAACCACUUUCGAAAACA
Molecule: messenger RNA, 2922 nt
Organism: Diaporthe batatas
Lineage: Eukaryota; Fungi; Ascomycota; Sordariomycetes; Diaporthales; Diaporthaceae
Exons: 1
Coding region: 990-2513 (507 amino acids)
Source: RefSeq, a predicted model, not a curated record